This is a messenger RNA of Triticum urartu, 1758 nucleotides long. RefSeq lists its product as uncharacterized. Lineage: Eukaryota; Viridiplantae; Streptophyta; Magnoliopsida; Poales; Poaceae. The record is from RefSeq and is a predicted model, not a curated record.
UGCGGUGCGGUGUCGCCGGCGCGCGAGGGGGAGAUCACACGCGUCGUCCGACGCCGACCACGGCGUCGCGUCGCGUCGCAUCACGCACCCACCGCCACCGCCACCGACGCGGCACACGGCGGUGCCCUGGAGCUUUUUCCCGUUGAAAUCUCAGGUCUCCGCAUCCGCCCUGUCGCCUUCUCCUCGAUUAAUUUGGCCCGUCGCUCGGUCGUGCGGCUACCACCUCGCCUCGCCUCGCCUCACCUCAGAGUGGGCUGCGUCAGCCAGCCGGAGCCGGACUCGCGCAAAGGACGAAAGCUCCACUCCUCCCGUCUUCCGGCAGCGAUCUUGGUCUGGGAUGCACUACUAGCCCCGAAGAACGACGAGGUAGCAUGCGCACACGGGUGGAAGAUCCGGCAUCCCUGCUCUGAGACGCAGCCCAGCCCUGUCCCAAGGGGUGCUUUAAUGCUCCGGUCGUACCUAAUUCAGAAGGUCAGAAUAUCUUGGCACCCGUCCUUCCAAUCGGUCACAUUGCUUCAAGGGCAUUCGCUUUCGCAGUUGCCGUGACUGGAAAAGAACAAAGGAAGUUCGAACCUGAUCUUCUGAGGAUUGUUGCUGCUUCUCCGCGAGGGAUCAUUGGUUUCCUUCAGGAUCAACUGCUGACGGCCGCUGCAGGAGGAGGCACAGCGAAGGGAAGGGAGGUGGCGGUGGGGCUCCUCAUUACGGCCUUUUCCCCAGCAGCACAGCUCACUCCAGCAGCGGCAGCGACUGCAGGGAAAGCAAAGCAAAGGAGCGGCACGCCAGCCAUCGCCAUGGCAGAGGAGAAGAAGAAGCACAAGCACAGCAAGCACAAGGAGAAGGACAAGGAGAAGAAGGACAAGGCCGGCGGCGCGGCGGCGGCGGCGGAGGCGAGCUUCAAGCCGUGCGGCGACGUGAAGGGCAUCCGCUUCGGCGGGCAGUUCAUCGUCAAGUCGUUCACGGUGCGUCGCGCGUCGCCGCUGGAGCUGCUCCGGCUGCUGGACAUCCCGCCGUCGUUCCUGAGCGAGCUGCAGAGCCUGCCGUUCCCGUCCACCACCGCCUACAUGCCCACCAGCUUCACCAUCCUGGCGCACCAGGCGUGGCACACGCUCACGCUCGGCCUCGGCACCAAGAAGUCCAAGGUGGUGCUCUUCGUGUUCGAGUCGGAGGCCAUGAAGGCGGCCGUGGACCAGCUGUGGCCGGCCAUGAUCCCGCUCGGGGACGUGAACAAGAAGCUCAUCCGCGGCCUCUCCGGCAGCGAGAUGGCGCGCUUCAAGUUCAGGAAGGGGUGCCUCACCAUCUACGUCUACGCCGUGCGCCGGCUGGGCGCCGCUGGCUUCGUGCGCGCCGACGACCUCAGGAGGAUACUGCAGGCCGUGGUGGAGCUCAAGGACUUCCUGGACCACACCGCCAUGCUCGCCAUGCCCAGUCAGAGGAGCAUCACCUUGCAGUCCCGGGGCACCGUGGCCCAAUGAUCCUGCUCCCGAUCGAUGGCCUCUUGCUCGAUCCAUUCCUGCAGCGCAGGUACUGUUAUUACUGGCUCGCAAUUCGCAAAGAGAUGUCUGAUUCUUUUGGGUUGGAUUAGUUUGUUUUUUCACUGUCGGUGUUCCCCUCCCCUGCCGGGAGCUGUAUAGAUCUAUAUGUCGAGCAAAAUCUUAAGCAUAGAAAUUUUCCCAAAGGAAAUGAUCUUACUCCACUUUUAGUAUACUCCUGCCUCUGAAAUUAUCCUUCAUCAAUGAAGAAGCCAUGUGCUCUGUUCUA